GCGCAGUGCGACGCCAUGCUGCUCGGCAGGGAGGUGGUGGAGGGCGCCGUGCACGCGUCCUCGCUGGCCUGCCUCGUGCGGGGCCUGGCCGGCACCAAGGCGCGCCCGAACCGCCAGGGCCGGCGCUACCUGCUGCGGUGCUCCGAGAGCGGCGUGGAGCUGGUGGCGCGGCGGCCUGCCCUCCGGCCGCUGGGCUCGGGGCUGGCCCUGCGCGCCGACGACGAGGGCUUCGAGUCCGACGAGGACCGCCGGUCCACGCGUUCGGAUGACUCCACCAGCGUGUCGUCGUCAUGCUGCCUCGUCGACGACCACGUCUUCAAGGCGGGCCAGGGGAGCGCGCUGUCGGCCUUGGUGGGCGUCACGGCGCCCGCCACGUCCUCGACGAGCAGCGACAGCGCCAACAGCAGCGGUGGCUCGGACACGGACGAGGUCGACGCCAAGGCGUCCCACGACGCCGUGUCCGUGGACACGGCCUCCUCGGCCUCCUCGGCCGUGGCCAGCGGGCCGUUCCGGGAGAACUUCUCGUUCCAGGACGUGGCGUUCUGCCACGUGGACGCCGCCUUCCCUCGGGUUGUGGUGCUGGUGGUGCGGCGGGCCGCGGCGCCCAGGCGGCUCAGGGCGACGGGCGGGCCGUCGGGGCUGGAGGCGCUCGUGCUGGAGUGCCGCGGCGAGGAGGGCGUGCGCGCGCUGUGCUCCGCGUACCAGGAACUGAGUCGGCGCGUGCGAAUGGACGGCGCCUUCCGCGCGCCGCACCGCCGGAAAGACGACGCCCCGAAGGACGCCGCCACCGCCGCCACCGUGGUCAGCGGGGCCGUCCUGCCCAAGUUCAUCUUCUCCAAGGUGGACGAGGCGGCGGCCGUGCCAGGCGAGGCGAGUCGCUUCAACCUGGUGCAACGCACCGACGGCGACGGCGUCACCCACAUCGAGGUGUCGCGCGGCAGCGGCGCGUCUCUGGUCAGCGUCGACGACGCGUCCGCCGGCGGCUCCGCGGCGUCCGACGUGGCCGACGACGACCACCUGUGCGGCCCGUCCAGCAUCAUCAGCAUCAGCACGCCGGACGCGGGCAACAUCCUGUCCUCCGCGGACCGCAGCCGCAUCAACAAGGAGAUCGAGGGGGUGAUCCGCGCCGACGUCGAGAACAACGCGACGCUGCGGCGCGACGCCGGCCACCGGCAGCGGCAGCACCCCGACGAGCCCAAGCUGUGGACCACGGCGCUGACGGCCGACGACGACGCGGCCACUGCCGGGCUGGGCUCGGGGCUGAGCGGGCCCUCGUCCCUGCCGCCGCCGCAGCGCCCGGAGCGGAAGCGCUUCGUGCGGAAGAACAAGGCCCCCGCGCCGCCCGCGCCCUCACAGCCGGGCGACGCCAACGCCAUGAAGAAGAAGACCGUGGAGGCCGUGGUGCUCAACAACACCCUCAACAGGGUGAGCAGGCCACUGUCCGCGGGGCCGCUGGGCGCGCUGGGCGCCGAGCAGCGCGUGGUGCGCGGCCAGUUCAUCCGCGUGUCCGUGGACCAGCAGGCCAAGCAGCAGGGCUGGCCGUCGCACCAGUCGCACCAGCACCCCCACGUCAGCCACUUCCCCGCCGGCUGGACGGGGCCGCCGCCCGCGCGCUCCGCCACGCCGUCGUCCGUGUCGCACGGGCCGCACCACUGGGGCGUGUUCCCCGACGCGGACCACCGAAGGUACCAGCGGCGAAGCCGCAGCAGCGACUCGGGCAGAGGGCAGCCGAGGCCGCGCAGCCCGCCCGCGCCGCGGCGGCCCAUGGCCUACCGGUACAUCGACGCGCACACCCCCGCGCCGCGGCCGCACCCCGCCGCGCCCGGCGCCACCACCAACUCGCUGUCGAACCGCUUCUUCGGGCUGUCGCAGAAGCUGCGGGAGAUCGGGGGCUCCGUGGUCGGCGGCUCCCUGGUCGGCGGCUACCCCGGCUCGGGCCGCAGGAACAGCUGGGGCGACUCGCCCACCCGGUUCUACACCAGCCUGGACCCGCCCAAGCCCAGCGCGCCCGGCGCCAACAACCUCAAGUCUGUCAUCAAGAAGAACCACGUGGCCGGGGGCCCAGGCCCCGGCGGCGCCGAGCCCAAGAAAGUCACCUUCAGCGCCUACGCCACCGUGCAGGUCGUGGACUGAUGAGGCGCGAGAGGCGCGAAUGGAGCGAGUGCCAACCAGGUGCUGGGAGGGCGACUCUCUCGCACCGCCUACUUUAGUACCAAUUGCUACCUACAACAGUGUAUAUAGUAAUGAAUAUGUAGAGUAUUUUGUGCAAUACGGCACACCAGUCGUGUACAGGUUUGGUGUUAAGUUUAGGACGUUAAGCUUGUUAGAUAAAUGUUAAUAUGUUUGCUCUUCUUUGUUUCUGUCCUUUACGCUUUCAUGAUCUGUAACUUUCUACAAGUGGAAAUUUUUGUUUUAUUCUUGUGGCCUGUAGCUAUCUUGCUCUGUUUCUCGUCUACUUCGCUCUUAGUACGCUCUGUACAAUGCUGUGGAUCGUGACUUUGUGUAAGCCAUUGGAUAGUUCAGAACCCCUUAAUGUCAUGGGUCCUUUGGAGAAACGUUUUCGUAUUUAUCGUUUUAGUCGGUUUUAAUAGGUACAGCAUAUUGCUCAAAACUGUCCAGUUCUAGCGAACGGAUAUUUGCUCAAGAGUUGCCGUCCCCCACUCAAAGAAAUCAAGUCCCCCAUAGUUCCCUAUAGUGGACUAAACCUGAGAAUCGGAGAUCAAGAACUGAAUAGAUCGCGCCGAAUUUAGGUUUCUCCGCUCGAAAUAUUUUUUGCCUUGAUUUCCACCGGCCCUGCUGCCGAAGGCGGGAAUGGGAGGAGUGACUCUUUGCUACCUGUAGGAGUAAUAUAGUUCAAUGCUCUCGACAAACAUUCCAGACUAGAAUAUUUCGUAGGUAGGUACACUGUAAUAAACAAUUCAAAAUUAAUUUAUACUUAAGUAAACGAACGAACAGCUCUGAUGAUAUUACGCCCAAUCAUCGAGUAAUAUCAAUUUUGAGCUGGAACAUUUGGCGUCAUUAAGACAGCCUCAGCUUGGUGGUUUCUGCAACCAAAACGUUUGAGGGACAAUAUUGUCACAUUUUCGUUGCUUCCAUUUCUUCCCACUCUGACAUUUCUUUCUAAGGCCACAGUUGAAAUAACCCUUGCCCUUUUUUUCGGGCCUCAUGCACUAUUUGUGGAUUUUUUCAACUGUGUCCCGAGCGAGCAUCGUCCUUGGUGGAAAUGUGGACGUGGUCAUGUCAAGCCAGACCAAACACCAACAAAAGAAAAGGUCAAUUGCCAUGUUAAUGUAGUGUUGUUGACGAGUAUGGAGCGUGUAACUAAUGUUAAAUCAAUAAAUCAAGUCGCCGAAAACACA
Thrips palmi is the source of this 3359-nucleotide messenger RNA. RefSeq lists its product as uncharacterized. The record is from RefSeq and is a predicted model, not a curated record. The transcript has 2 exons. NCBI's taxonomy places the organism in Eukaryota, Metazoa, Arthropoda, Insecta, Thysanoptera, Thripidae. The annotation marks the transcript as partial.